AUGGAUCCUGCCGCUAUCAAUGAAUUAUUAUACGCCAGUUCAGACGAUGAAAGUUUUAUUGAGUAUGACGAUAGUUCCGAUGAAUAUUUUCCUGGUGAUACCGAAGAGCGCGAAGUAAGUGAUGACUCAAAUUGUUCUAGUGAUAGCGAAGAUUAUAAUAUAAGUGAUGAUUGGGAAACAAAUCAUAUAAUUAACAAUAUUCGUACCAAGUACUAUCCGAACGAAAAUUUAUCCUUAGACGAAUCUAUGUUGUUAUGGAGGGGCAGACUAAGUUUUCGUCAAUAUAUACCAAGCAAAGCUCAUAAAUAUGGUAUAAAGUUUUAUGAACUGUGUACAAAAGAUGGGUUUAUAUUGGAUAUUUUGAUAUAUAAAGGCAAAGGUACAGUUGAAGACAGUAGAGGUGUAACAUUUGGAAUUGUUGCUAAGCUUAUGGAGCCAUACUUAGGAAAAGGUCAUACAGUAUAUAUGGACAACUUUUACAAUAGUGUACCUUUAGCUCAAUUUUUAUUUGAAAAUCAAACUAAGGUUGUUGGUACAUUGAGAAAAAACAGAAAAGAUAAUCCCAAAGAUACUUUGAAUGCUAAAUUGGGCAAAGGUGAAGUAGCUCAUGUCCAGAAAGGCAAUAUACACGUAAUUAAGUAUAAUGAUAAAAGAGAUGUGUGCAUGAUUUCUACCAAACAGAAACUGGACUUUGUAGAAUUCACAGACAGAUUUGGACGGAAAAAAAUGAAACCUAAUAUUAUUGUUGAUUACAAUAAUAAUAUGUCUGGUAUUGACAGGGCUGAUCAAAUGAUCAGCUACUAUCCUACACCUAGAAAAUGUUUACGAUGGUAUAUAAAAGUUUUUUUUCACCUCAUGGAUAUGUGCUUAUGGAAUGGAAAUCUAUUGUAUAAUAAGCACGUUAAAAAUAUGGCUCACUUAGAAUUUAGAAAAUGUGUUGCAAGUUGUCUUAUUGGUAUUUCAUACAAUCAACGAGUAGUUCAUAAUAAACCAUCACAAAAAACGCAUAAUCUUAUGAAAGUAAAUAUUAGAAAAAGAUGUAGAGUUUGUCAUCAGAAUAAACUGCGAAAAAAUACUGCUUUUGUUUGUGAUACAUGCAAGGAUGAUAAAGGGAAUACAAUCGGUUUAUGUCCUGAUCCUUGUUUUAAAAUUUAUCAUUUAUAA
Macrosiphum euphorbiae (potato aphid) is the source of this 1164-nucleotide messenger RNA. NCBI's taxonomy places the organism in Eukaryota, Metazoa, Arthropoda, Insecta, Hemiptera, Aphididae. The record is from the annotation of a GenBank genome assembly.